CGCAUAUAAAAAGUCAACAUAAAUUAGUAUAGAAGAACAAAUAUUGUGAAACACAAAUCUGAGAGUAGAGUAGAGAGACGAUGGAUCGAAUUCAGCUUCUGUUAGUGGGAUUUCCUCUUUUCCUCUUCUCUACUGACAUUUUCAAUCUAUUUCUCUCUCACCCUCCUAAACCUUCAUCUAAGCACCACCAUCAUCAUCAUCAUCAUGUCCCUAAACCUUCUUCUGUUCACCAGACCUUAGAUUUACAGUUACCUACUCAACAACGCAAUUCUGUUGGUUAUGGCCAUACUGUCACCAUCGAUUUCUGUUCGUCUUGCUCUUAUAGGGGUACUGCUGUGGCAAUGAAGAAUAUGCUGGAAACACAGUUUCCUGGAAUUGAUGUUGUUCUUGCAAAUUAUCCGCCUCCAGCUCCAAAACGCAUCCUUAGCAAAUUGGUACCUGUUGCUCAAGUUGGAGUAUUUGCCAUUAUAAUGGCAGGAGACCAGAUCUUUCCUAGAUUGGGAAUGUCUCCACCUCCGUGGUAUUACUCAUUACGUGCCAAUAGAUUUGGAACAAUUUCUGCAACCUGGCUAUUCGGGAACUUUAUUCAGUCCUACCUACAAAGCUCUGGUGCUUUUGAAGUGUUUUUUGAUGGACAACCUGUGUUUUCGAAGUUGGGGCAGCAAAGAUUUCCUGGUGAAAUUGAAUUAAGGGACCUUAUAGGCAAAAGGCUUGCUGGUUCUAAUAUUGUGGAUGCAGCUGGGGCAACUAUGUGGUCGGCUUGAAGCUCCUCCUUUCUUAAACCGGGAAGAAAAGGGAAAACCUCUUGGACACGAUCAGAUGUGUCGACUUUUGAGCAGUAGAUUGCAUUUUCUAACUAUAGCAUGGUGAAUGCUUAUGUUAUUUUUUUGGUAUCAGGUUUUAAUGGAACUGUCAACUUUGCCGAAGGAACUUCAAAAAUGGUGCUCUGUAUGAUUAGGAUAUGAUACUUUAUGUUGUCUUCCAUUGUAAUCCAUAUCAGCAAAUGAAGGAUGAGUUAUUUUAUAUUUUGUUUCAUAUGUGCUGGAAGCCAAAACACAACAUACCCCAAGUUCACUUUAAUAAGUUAAAAGCUUUUGAUUAUCAAAA
Messenger RNA from Amaranthus tricolor (Joseph's coat), 1107 nucleotides. Its product is annotated as selT-like protein. Lineage: Eukaryota; Viridiplantae; Streptophyta; Magnoliopsida; Caryophyllales; Amaranthaceae. Gene Ontology annotation, cellular component: endoplasmic reticulum membrane. Gene Ontology annotation, molecular function: thioredoxin-disulfide reductase (NADPH) activity. The record is from RefSeq and is a predicted model, not a curated record. The transcript is spliced from 4 exons. Gene Ontology annotation, biological process: cell redox homeostasis. Bases 81 to 764 code for a protein of 227 amino acids.